AUGUCCCCGGGGAACAGCAGUGGUUUCCUGUCUUUCCUGCUGUCCGGCAGUCCUGGGAUGUCUCGUUUCCACCGCUGGGCUUUCUUCCCUUGCUGUCUGAUGUAUCUCAUCUCAAUGCUGGGAAAUGGCACCAUCCUGCUUGUUGUGAAAGCGAAUCGAAGGCUCCACCAGCCCAUGUACUACUUCCUUUCGAUGCUGGCCACCACAGACUUGGGCCUGACUCUGUCCACCCUGCCCACAGUGCUGCAUGUCUUUUGGUUUGGCACCGGAGAGAUCAGCUUCCCGGUCUGCCUCACCCAGAUGUUCUGCAUCCAUGCCUUCUCCUUCAUGGAGUCCUCAGUACUUCUGGCCAUGGCCUUUGAUCGCUACAUGGCCAUCUGCUGCCCGCUGAGAUACUCCUCCAUCCUCACCAGUGCAAGGAUUGCAAAGAUUGGGCUGGGGAUGGUCUGCCGCUCUCUGACGCUGCUCCCCCUCAUCUGCCUGCUCAGGCAACUGCCGUUCUGCAGGUCCCACGUGCUGUCCCACUCCUAUUGCCUGCACCAAGACAUGAUACGGCUGGCAUGCACAGACUACACCCUGAACAGCCUGUAUGGCCUAACCCUGGUGCUGUUCGUGAUCCUGGACUCGGUGCUCAUCAUCUUGUCCUACACCAUGAUCAUUAAGGCUGUGGUGGGCAUCACCUCCAGAGAGGAGCAAACCAAAGCCCUCAACACUUGCGUCUCUCACUUCUGUGCUGUCCUCGUCUUCUAUGUCCCCAUGGUUGGCCUGUCCAUUAUACACCGGUAUGGGAAGAAUGCUGCACCCUUCAGCCACGUGCUCAUGGCCAACAUCUACCUUUUUGUCCCACCCAUGUUGAACCCCAUCAUCUACAGCAUGAAAAACAAGCCCAUUCGCAAAGGCCUCCUCAGGCUCCUGUGUCAAAGACUGGCCUGA
Balearica regulorum gibbericeps (East African grey crowned-crane) is the source of this 933-nucleotide messenger RNA. Lineage: Eukaryota; Metazoa; Chordata; Aves; Gruiformes; Gruidae. The record is from RefSeq and is a predicted model, not a curated record.